Molecule: messenger RNA, 3935 nt
Organism: Ahaetulla prasina
Lineage: Eukaryota; Metazoa; Chordata; Lepidosauria; Squamata; Colubridae
Gene: SLC4A11
Product: solute carrier family 4 member 11
Exons: 18
Coding region: 1-2505 (834 amino acids)
Biological process (GO): monoatomic ion homeostasis; monoatomic anion transport; transmembrane transport
Cellular component (GO): basolateral plasma membrane; plasma membrane
Molecular function (GO): solute:inorganic anion antiporter activity
Source: RefSeq, a predicted model, not a curated record
AUGAUCAAUAAUGGGUCUUUUCAUGUGGCAGGUUACCUUAAGUGCGAUACGGAUGAUGGCUGUGAUAACAAAGAGGAAGUCGGAGGAGAAGAACUCUUCGACACCGUCAACUCCUCCAUUGUGUCAGGGGACAGCAUCCGAUUCUUCGUGAACGUCAACUUGGAUGUUCAGCAAAACGUUACAGCAGAAAGCGAUGGCUCUGGGUGCGUUUUAUUGCACACAUCAAGAAAAUACCUAAAAUUAAAGAAUUUUGAAGAGGAGGUCAGAGCCCACCGCGAUCUAGACGGCUUCCUGGCCAGAGCGAGCAUCAUUCUGGAUGAGUCGGCCACUUCUCUGGACGACGUUUUGCGGGAGAUGCUAAAACACUUUGCCGAAGAUUCAGACAACACCGAGCCAAGCUGCAAUUUUGACAAAAUUAUGAGCACUUUAUUCACCGAUUCGGGGACGCCCAGAGAGGGAAAUGUUCACCUUUUGUCGGACACAAUUCAGGGUGUGACGGCCACAGUCACCGGGAUCCAGUAUCAGCAGUCGUGGCUCUGUAUCAUUUGCACUAUAAAAUCCCUCCAACGACGCCAUGUUUGUAUCAGCCGCCUUGAAAGACCCCAGAACUGGGGAGAGAAUUCCUGUGAAGUGAGAUUCGUCAUUUUGGUGCUGGCGCCUCCGAAAAUGAAAAGUACCAAAACAGCAACCGAAGUGGGCCGGACCUUUGCCACAAUGUUUUCGGACAUCACCUUCCGACAGAAACUUCUGGAAACCAAAACUGAAGAAGAAUUCAAAGAAGCUUUGGUCCACCAGCGUCACUUGUUGAUGGUGGUCAACCAGAGGCCCUCGACAGUGACCGAUGACCACAAAGCUCAUGGUUCCAAACCUCUGAAGCUGCACGAGUUCUUCAAUGUUGGCAAAGGGAUUUUUGAUGACAUAGCACGGCGGUUUCCAGUGUACGCUCUGGACUUCACGGACGGCAUCAUCGGCAACAACAAAGCCAUAGGCAAAUACAUCACCACCAUGAUCUUCCUCUACUUCGCCUGCCUCCUGCCCACCAUCGCUUUCGGCUCCCUCAAUGACGAAAACACUGAGGGGGUCAUAGAUGUGCAAAAGUCAAUCGUGGGCCAGUGCAUCGGCGGCCUGCUUUAUGCGCUCUUUGCCGGCCAGCCUCUGGUGGUGCUUUUAACCACAGCUCCUUUGGCACUGUAUAUCAACGUGAUCAAAGGAAUCUGUUACGACUACAACUUGGACUUCCGUGCGUUUUAUGCGUGGGUUGGACUCUGGAACAGUUUCUUCCUCGUGCUGUACUCACUCUUUAAUUUCAGUCUUGUAAUGAAGCUCUUUAAAAGGUCCACAGAAGAAAUCAUUGCACUUUUUAUUUCCAUCACCUUCGUGCUCGAUGCCCUGAAAGGAAUCACAAAAGUUUUUACAAAUUACUACCACGGCCCAAGACCUCACAGUCUGACCAUCAACAACACCAACUUAUUGCUGAACAUCUCCACCGAACGUUCGUCGAUGGGAAAUCAGAGCGACGGUCCUUCGGCCACCACGCAUGAGGGGCGUGAAACCGCCGUUCUGAGUCUCAUGCUGAUGCUGGGGACGUUGUGGCUUGGUCACACACUCUAUCAGUUCAAGAAAAGCCCAUACCUCCACCCUCGCGUCCGGGAAAUCCUUUCGGAUUGUGCGUUGCCUAUUUCGGUCCUCACCUUCUCCGUGAUCGGAUCCCACUUCUUCGAGGAAAUAAAAAUGUCCAAAUUUAACUACAAUCAGUCGGAGAGCUUGUUCGUCUUGGCUCCCUUGAAGGAUCUCUAUCUCGGAUCAGUCAUGAGCGCGAUGGGGCUGGGUUUCCUGCUAUCUAUGCUUUUCUUCAUAGAGCAAAACAUCGUGGCCUCGCUCACCAACGCCCCAGAGAACAGGUUGGUGAAGGGGACAGCCUAUCACUGGGACCUGCUCCUGGUAGCACUGAUCAACACGGGGCUGUCCGUCUUCGGAUUGCCCUGGAUCCACGCUGCCUUUCCUCACUCGCCGAUGCACGUCCGAGCCCUGGCCUAUGUGGAGGAAAGAGUUGAGAACGGUCACAUCUACGAGACGAUUGUGAGCGUGAAGGAGACGCGUCUGACCACGUUGGUGGCCAAUUCCCUGGUGGGCCUGUCUCUCCUGCUCCUUCCUUUCCCCCUCCAGCUCAUCCCGAAGCCCGUCCUGUACGGUCUCUUCCUCUACAUCGCCUUGACUUCCAUCGAUGGGAACCAGCUGUUCGAGAGGGUGGCCCUUUUGCUCAAGGAGCAGACGGCCUAUCCUCCGACGCAUUACAUCCGCCGAGUGCCCCAAAGGAAAAUCCACUAUUUCACGGGCCUGCAGGUUCUUCAGCUCCUCAUUCUCUGCAGCUUUGGGAUGUCCCCUCUGCCGUACAUGAAGAUGAUUUUCCCGCUCAUUAUGAUUGGAAUGAUCCCGAUCAGAUACAACCUGCUCCCCAGCAUCAUCGAAGCGAAAUAUCUAGACGCCAUGGACGCCGAACACUGACCGCGCAACUAUCUCCAUCUUGGUGACGGUUCGUCGCUCGUUGUGUGGUCUUCCGGAACGGAAAGGGAGCUGCCUGAGCGAGCGAGCGAGCGAGUCACUCGUUUGGACGCGGGUCAACCUCAGUGCCGAAACCUGCGAUCUUCCUUUUGUACUGCACUACAACUCCUCCUACCCAAAGUCCUGACCCCAUCAAGUGCCCCCUCCCCCAUUUCAGGUUGUGAGAGGGAGGGGGGGGGACAAGAGGCACCUAGUGAGGAGACCUUUCCCCUCUUUUAUAGACGGAUAGCUAGAGACUCUCCGGAUCCCUUUUUUCGUUGGACGUGAAUUUCUAUGCAAAUUACUGGAGCUUCGGCGAGCGACCUCUUGCGGCCCUUGGACGCCCGUCGUAUUCUGAGCGAGAUGCACCCCGUUGUCCUCCCCGAACAAGGAGGUCGCCGUAAACACCGAGAUGUCCCCCGUCCCCCCACCCACCCCGUGGGAUUUUCGGCCUCCCAUUCCAUCGGGGGUGUCUUCGCACGUGGCAAGGGUGCGGAAGUGAGUUUCGGCGGAAACCAGAACCUUGCCGAAGGAAACCCAAGGCUUAUUUUGGAAGCUGCUUUCCGUACACCACGGUGACUUUGGCCCGGUGGCUUUUCCUGAGCAGCCUCUCCUCCGACGUGCAUUAUGACUUGAGCCGCUCUCUCUUGGCCCUGGUAUCAAGGACUAACUUCCCUGUACAUAAUAUACAUAGCGGAUCUAAAUUUUCUGUAUAUAUUUUGCAUAUAAAUACCGUAUCCUCGGGUAGCCGAUGCCCGUCCUUUCAAUAGACUGUGAGGGUUUUUGUGCAAUCAGUGUUAACUCGUACUGUAACCGCCCUCGUUCUUCAUUUCCCCGCACCCCCCCCGUUGUUUUCUUUUACUUGGAUGCUGUUUUGUGUUAUUUUUUUUCCUCUCUCCUUGUUUACAUGGAUUGCUGACAUGAAUCUGGGGAGGGGGAGAUGUUGGUUCUGGCUUUUAAUCCCCAUCUCUCGGGAUUGCUGCUGGCGUUGGAGAUGAUGGGAUUUGUGUUUGGCCCAGCGUUUUUGCAGCUUGGUGCCUUUCCAGUGGGGCGGGGAGAGCGGGCGGAUUCGAUUCCCAUCGUCCGCAGUUAGCCCAGGAGAAUGGGAACUUUAGUCCGAGACGGUCCAGAGAAGUCUUUUAAUUCCUAGAAGGGUUACCAAAGGUCUGAAUCUCGUUGCUUUUUUUUUUUUUUUUGGUAAUUUCUAUCCUGGGCUUCCCUGUUUUUUUCCUCUCCCCCACCCUCCUCUCCCCACGAAAUUGUAUUUCUGGAAUGAUGUUCAAAGUUUGUAAUUUUCUCCGGAUUUAUCACUCGUUUAUGCAUUGGGCUGUUUUGUCCCCUUCGACCCUCCUUCUGAGGCCUGCAAAGACAAAAAGAAAAGAAAAAGAAAAAAA